Messenger RNA from Stereum hirsutum FP-91666 SS1, 983 nucleotides. RefSeq lists its product as uncharacterized. The record is from RefSeq and is a predicted model, not a curated record. Lineage: Eukaryota; Fungi; Basidiomycota; Agaricomycetes; Russulales; Stereaceae. The transcript has 4 exons. Bases 48 to 665 code for a protein of 205 amino acids.
CCGAGUCCUUCAUCCACCCAUUCCUUGUGUUCGACUAGUUCUCGUUGAUGAUGGAGGACUACGGCCCAUCCGAGGGUACCUAUCUGCGUGAUUCGUUCGAUGCAGAUCACGCUUGGCCACUCGGAUUCCACUUGCUCCUUUCAAACUGGAGCUAUUCUGCCUCCGAAAGUGUCUCAGUCCCGAUGCUACGCCAGAGACUGUGGAUCCCUUACGAAGGGACAGCCAGAGAAGACCAUUUAGCUGUCCUCUCAUGGCCGGUGUGGUUCCGGUGUCGCGAGACACAUCCAGCCGGUUCGAUUCCUUCAAUGGGAAUAAAUGUAUUGAACGGUGCUAGGGGCCGAUUCCGCCUUAUCAAGGAAGGCGACGAACAGGCACCGUUGGGGGGCCUCUACUCCUGCAAGUUGCAUAUCUGGCCCGUUGGUCAACCUAGUGUGACGACGAAGCAGAUUCAACUCUGGAAAGGUCGUAAGAGCGGGAGAAGACCUAUCACGAAAUCAGAGCUAGCGAAAGUUAUCUGUCGGCGGGUGGACUCAUAUCUGAGGGACCAUGACAUCGUCAUCGCUGGGUACGGCCGGGUGACGUCGCAAUACAUUCGUCUCGUCGGCUUGACAUGGGUCUCUAAAGGAUCUAUCAUGCCUCUGCUUCAGCUUAUUCCCGGGGUUUGAAGAGUCUAUCAACUUUGAAGAAUCUGUCGACUCAAGUCAUCUAAGUCAUCGAGGUCAAGGCAAUCCCUUCAUUUCUGUCUAUCUGUUGCCUGGCUCGCUUAUUUAAAAAGGGUCCUAUGGUUUAUGCCCCCGGUUGGGCAUGCCAAAUCGAAGCAUACUUUAUGGUCAGGCUCAAACAUUGACCUCCAUCAUUAUUAUCACUAUUCACUAUGAUACCGUGGCCAUAGCUCUUCCUUGCAUUCCCAUGGUAUAUAUACAAAUGAACUCUUUCCCUGGUCGGAUAUCCUACUAUUUACUAUACUCGCUUACCACGUAAAC